Oryza brachyantha (malo sina) is the source of this 1271-nucleotide messenger RNA. Its product is annotated as elongation of fatty acids protein 3-like. Gene Ontology annotation, cellular component: endoplasmic reticulum membrane. Gene Ontology annotation, molecular function: fatty acid elongase activity. The transcript has a single exon. The record is from RefSeq and is a predicted model, not a curated record. Lineage: Eukaryota; Viridiplantae; Streptophyta; Magnoliopsida; Poales; Poaceae. Gene Ontology annotation, biological process: sphingolipid biosynthetic process; fatty acid elongation, monounsaturated fatty acid; fatty acid elongation, polyunsaturated fatty acid. Bases 299 to 1147 code for a protein of 282 amino acids.
UGUUCGAUAUGAUCUUUUUCCAAAAAAAAUUUUGAAAUCUAAACCAGGCCUGAGGCAAUGAUGCAAGCGCCCCACAGCCUGGCAAGCAUCAGCUACCCACGCCCAGCGAGCUGAACCGCGCGGGCCAUCGCGCUGACGUCACCGAGUACUUCCGGUCUUGCGGACGUCGUCCCAGCCAUACCCUAAUGUAGGCUCUACGUGUCACUCAAACCACCACACACGCACACCACACCGCACCACCGAGCAACUACCAGGCCGGCGAGGUCGGGAGGCGGGUGGGCGCGCGGGCGCAUUGCAGAUGGCGGCGACCGCGGUGGCGCUGCUGCGGCGCGCGCGGUGGGCGCUGGUCGACCACCCCGCCGUCGCCUCCUUCGCCUGGCAGCCCGGGCGCACGCUCGCCGCGGCCCCGUCCUUCGCCGGCGCCGUCGUCUGCGCCUACCUCGCCGCGGUGCUCCUCCUCCACCGCCGCGUGGUGCCGCUCCCGGCGCUGCCCGCCCGCGCGCUCCGGGCGGUGUCGGCGCUCCACAACGCGGUCCUCCUGGCGCUCUCCGCCGCCAUGGCGGCCGGGUGCGCGCUCUCCGUCGCGGCCACGGCGCCCUCCCGCUGGUGGGCCUUCUGCUUCCCUCCCGGCGGCGCCACGGCGGCGUCGGGCCCCGUCUUCUUCUGGGCGCACGUGUUCUACCUCUCCAAGGUGUACGAGCUCGGCGACACGCUGCUCAUCCUCCUCGGCCGCCGCCCGCUCACGCUGCUCCACGUCUACCACCACGCCGUCGUCAUCGUCAUGUGCUACCUCUGGCUCGCCACCCGCCAGUCGCUGAUGCCCAUCGCGCUCGCCACCAACGCCACCGUGCACGUCGUCAUGUACGGGUACUACCUCUGCUGCAGCCUCGGCCUGCGGUGGCCGCCGCGGUGGAAGCGCGCCGUCACGGAGCUGCAGAUCGCGCAGUUCCUCUUCAGCUUCGCGGCUUCGGUGGUGAUGCUGUGGCGCCACUUCGCCGCCGGCGGCUGCGAGGGGAUGGGCGGGUGGCUGUUCAACGCCGUCUUCAACGCCUCGCUGCUCGCGCUCUUCCUCGACUUCCACGGCGCCGCCUACGCCGCCGCCAAGGGCAAGAAGAAGAGCAGAAGCGAGGUGGUCAAAGGAGACUGACGAGCACAAUGCAAGAAAUGUGAUUUUGGACUUCUUUUUUUCCUCUAAUUUAUUUAUUGGUUUAAGUCGUGAUUUUAUUGUGUGACCUAAUACUAAGACGUUAUUGUUUCAAUAAUCGCUUGUC